Molecule: messenger RNA, 1575 nt
Organism: Olea europaea var. sylvestris
Lineage: Eukaryota; Viridiplantae; Streptophyta; Magnoliopsida; Lamiales; Oleaceae
Product: RGG repeats nuclear RNA binding protein A-like
Exons: 7
Coding region: 271-1353 (360 amino acids)
Cellular component (GO): nucleus; cytoplasm
Molecular function (GO): RNA binding
Source: RefSeq, a predicted model, not a curated record
UAAUAUGCCCGUAUCACACUAGAAAUAAAAAUACACACGAAAAUAGAGAAAGCUCACAGUAGUGACGAUACGAGCUCCAUGGAAAUAAUAAACAACAAUAAAAUUGCGGUGGACAGGGAUUUUCACCGGAUCACACACACUCUCUUGUCGUCUUGUUUCUUUGACUUCUCUGGUUCACUAAUCAAUAAUGAAUGAGGUAAAAUAGGGGUUAUUAUUUUUGGGGUUCAUCUCAAAAGCAAGGGGUUUUUCUUUUGGUGUCGCGAGGGAGAAAUGGCGACAGUAAACCCGUUUGAUUUACUGGGGGACGAUGAUGCGGAGAAUCCAUUGGAGCUGAUUGCCUCACAACAGCCCAAGAAAGUCUCGGCUUCAUCGGGUAAGCCGGCGAUUAAGCAGCAGACGCAGCAGCAGAACAAACCGGCGGCGGCUCAGCUUCCCUCCAAGCCUCUUCCCCCUUCUCAGGCUGUCAGAGAGGCAAAAUCUGAUUCUUCACGAGGAGGCCGUGGAGGCAGGCGUGGGUAUGGACGUAGUCGUGGUGGCGGAGAUUCAACCUAUAAUGACAAUUCAUACGGAAAUAGGAGAUUUUCUGGUGGUGAAGGUCCAACUGAAGAGACUGAUACUAGAAAACCUUCUGAGAGGUAUGAUGGCUAUGGUGGGCCUCGUGUGCCUUUCCGUGGCAGACAUCGAGGCGGUUUUAGCAAUCGCGAAGUUGGUGAAGGGGAAAAUCGAAGGCCUCGAAGGGCAUUUGAGCGCCAUAGUGGAACUGGGCAAGGAAAUGAAAUGAAACGUGAAGGAGCUGGCCAUGGGAACUGGGGAACUCUGACUGAUGAACCCACCCAAGAGGCCGAAGAAGUUGACGAAGGUGAUAAAAAUCUAAAUGCUGAGAAGCCCGUGGGUGAGGAGAAUGCAACAGAAGGGUACAAGGAAACUCCUGUGGAUGAAGUUGAAGAGAAGGAACCUGAGGAUAAGGAGAUGACACUUGAAGAGUAUGAAAAGGUCAUGGAGGAGAGAAGGAAUCCCCUGCAGGCUCUUAAAACUGAGGAAAGGAAGGUUGAUGUAAAAGAGUUUGAAUCCAUGCAACAGCUAGCGAACAAGAGAAACACCGAUGACAUAUUUGUCAAAUUGGGAUCUGAAAAGGAUAAGAGGAAAGAGUUAACCGAGAAAGAAGAGAGAGUUAAAAAGUCUGUCGGCAUCAGCAAGUUCUUGAAGGCCACCACGGCAGAAAGGUACUACAGUCCUGGUGGUCGAGGGAGGGACCAAGGACGUGGCUUCAUAGGAGGAUAUAGUGGUGGUGGAGAAAAUAAAGCACCUUUCAUCGAAGAUCCACGCCAGUUCCCUACCUUAGGUGGCAAAUGAAACGUUCUUCCGUCGUCCUGUCAUCGUCUCUCAAGUUAUCUCGUGUCACUGGAAUAAAUGAGAUAUGUAUCAUAGAUGUACAUCAGUGUGUUUUCAUUUGUACCACUGUAGCUUUUUCCAUAAUGUGAUGAAACGAACGAUUAAUUUAUGAAUGAAGAUAAUUGAUGCCAGCUUGGAAUACAUAUUCAAUUCAUUAUAUGCAAGUAGCAUGCUGGUUGUUAA